AUGGUCUAUAGUAUCAUUUCAAAUAAUAUCAAACUGUUAGAAAAAACAGGUAUUCUUUUACUAAAUAAUGAAAUUGAUGAAAUUUCUAAUGAUUAUGAUUCAGUAAUUUCUGAUAGUUUUGAUAUAGAAAUUAAUGAGCUUGCUAUGUUAAUUUCCCAGCUUCUAAGAAGUGAUCUCGAUGCACAUAAAUAUCUUUAUUUAGAGGAUAAAAUGCCAGAGGGUGGACUUACGGAUCAAAAAGUUAGUUUGACAAAAGCAGAAAAUGCUGCAGAUAAAAUGAUAAGAUUUUUAUAUGAGCAAGAACCAGAGUUUAGUGAAGUAAACAAAGAAUUGAAAGUUUUAAAGAGAUUGUAUAAGCGAGUUAAG
Molecule: messenger RNA, 366 nt
Organism: Funneliformis mosseae
Lineage: Eukaryota; Fungi; Glomeromycota; Glomeromycetes; Glomerales; Glomeraceae
Source: the annotation of a GenBank genome assembly